Messenger RNA from Nelumbo nucifera (sacred lotus), 1114 nucleotides. The record is from RefSeq and is a predicted model, not a curated record. NCBI's taxonomy places the organism in Eukaryota, Viridiplantae, Streptophyta, Magnoliopsida, Proteales, Nelumbonaceae.
UGCAAUGGACCCCCUCUCGCCAAGUACAUGGAGAGAGGCAGGUCACAGACAAAGAGAGAUGUUCUCCAUAAUCUGCAAGUUAGCUUUUCUGUGAAAGUAACGACCUUCAAACCUUGCCCAUGAAUUAUUCACAGUUACAUCUAAAUUCUGUCUUCUACCCCACUCUUAACAGCGGGAAUACUGGUAGCAGAUGCCAUGGCCGGAUUUUAUGUAAAAUUCUUCAUCAGAUUCUUUCUAUCUGUUCACUUCUUUGCUGUUCUUGUUUACUCGGUGUGGUGUCCCAGUGAAUUUCGACACAUCAAUCCUAAUUUUGAACAGAAGACUAAUCGUUUUUGGGAGUUUGAGGAGCAAUCUAAUAGUUGGGUUGAAGUGGAAUUACCUUUUGAUUUGGUUUCUUGUAUCAAUGGAAACUGUACCAAGGUGGGUUCUAUUUCUCAGAUGAAGCAGCAAGAGGAAAGCUUGCAGGGGAGAAUUGAUAUUCCUGAACAAGGGAAGAACUCAAAGGUCAUGCCUGGUGACAGGGCAUUACUGGACGAGAGUUCUAAUAUUGUUCUCCCUCAAAGGAAGAGAAUUUCUCUAACUAGGAUGGCAGAGAUAUCUAUUUGGGUGACAGGGGAAAGUGGGUCUAUCUAUGAAAGGUUCUGGAAUGGGGUGCAGUGGGUAAUUGCACCUCACGAUUUACCAAUAUCAGCUGGUCCUGCAGUUUCAGUUUUUAUUGUCAAUCAGACUUUUAUUGCGUUAUCUGAAGCAGGAAAUCUAUAUCAGCUGCAGAUUAGUGAAAGCUCACAGGCAGUUUGGAUUGAGUGCACGCCUACACAUACAGAAACAAAUUCUAGCUUAAUCCUGAUCAAGUCUGGUGUUGUUUCAAAUGAUGGAAAAAGAGCAUACUUCACCACAAUUGGAGGAUCCCUGUUGGAACUCAUUGAAAUUAAGCCUUGGAGGUGGAUAUAUCAUGGCCGACCCCCUGGUGGAAAUGCUGCAGCAGUAGUCAAUGUUGCCACUGUUAGACCAGAUGUGGUAUUUACAGUGAGUGCAGUUCCAGGGGAGAUCUUUAUGAGCUAGACCGAAGCUCAAGGCCAUCAUGGAAGAAACAUAUAUGGGGCGAAGGAUCAAA